Molecule: messenger RNA, 720 nt
Organism: Capsaspora owczarzaki ATCC 30864
Lineage: Eukaryota; Filasterea; Ministeriida; Capsasporidae
Product: nascent polypeptide-associated complex subunit alpha
Exons: 2
Coding region: 63-629 (188 amino acids)
Biological process (GO): protein targeting to membrane
Cellular component (GO): nascent polypeptide-associated complex; cytoplasm
Source: RefSeq, a predicted model, not a curated record
GCCCAAAACGGACCGACCUCUCUUUGCUGCACUGCUUUACGCAUACACACAUUGAACAAAGAAUGACGACCGCUGUCGAGGACAAGAAGAAGGAGGAGGUCCCGAUCCAGGAGAUCGAGGAAGGUGAAUCGUCCAACGACGAGGAAGAGAAGGGCGAGGAUGUCGCCGCCGAGGGCGAGGACAAGCACAGCCGUGGCGAGAAGAAGGCCCGAAAGGCCAUCAGCAAGCUCGGCCUGAAGCACAUGCCCGAGGUCACCCGCGUUCAGAUCCGCAAGACCCGCGCUUUCGACCUGACCAUCGCCAAGCCCGACGUCUACCGCGCUCCCGGCUCGGACACUUACAUUGUCUUCGGCGCUGCCAAGAUGCAAGACUUUAACCAGCAGCAGAAGCAGUACGCCAACGCCGCCGAGCAGUUCAAGAACCUCAACCUCGGCAACGCUGCCGCCGAGUCGGCCGCCCCCGCCGCUGCCGCCGUUGAGGAUGGCCCCGUCGACGAGACUGGCGUCGACGCCAAGGACAUUGAGCUCAUCAUGUCCCAGGCACCCUCUGCCACCCGCGCCCAAGCCGUCGCCGCUCUCAAGAAGAGCAACAACGACAUUGUCAACGCCCUUCUGUCCCUCACCAACUAAGUGCUUUGUCCACCAUGCGAAUAGAGCCAAUGUUUUUUUUUUCUUUUGCGAUCUACCCCGCCCUCUUCUUCCUGUAUAUUUGGCAGCUCAA